CCUCUCCAACUACCAACUACAGUCUGAAAAUAUCCUGAACUAAACCUUUGCACAAUAACUGUUUAUUUUUCAACCACAGAAAAGUGCAGGGGCGCACUGCGCUUUUACGCAUGGAAGUUGGAAUCAGCCUCAAUACAUUUACGCAUGGCUGUGUCUCGUCUCUUCGGAAUAAGCGUCCGGGCUUUUAAGAGCUUCUCAGGGCGUCAAUUGCGGGGUAAAAAGUGAGCAAAGAUGCGGGGCACUGAACUGCUGCUUGGUUACUUUCUUGUAAAAGUUAUGUUGUGCGACGCGGAGGGGCAGCCGGGUCAGACCGCCGACGACUUCAUGCUGGUGACCGGGUUUAAUAACUCAAAGGAAUUGGAGAGCGGGGUCACGGAGAGCCCGCAAAUGGAGGACAAGUGCCGCGGCUACUACGACGUGAUGGGCCAGUGGGACCCGCCGUUUGUGUGCAUGACGGGCAGCUACCUGUACUGCUGCGGCACCUGUGGCUUCAGGUUCUGCUGCGCGUUUAAAAGCUCCCGGCUGGACCAGACCACCUGUAAGAACUACGACACCCCGCCGUGGAUGAUGACAGGAAGACCGCCACCGAAAGUGGAUGUGGCGCUGGACUCCGCGAAGGAUAAAACCAACCUCAUUGUGUAUGUCAUAUGCGGGGUCGUGGCCAUAAUAGCACUGAUAGGAAUUUUCACCAAGCUAGGUUUGGAGAAGACGCACCGUCCGCACAGAGACAAUAUGUCAAGAGCUCUGGCACACGUCAUCCGCCAUCCUGCCUCAGAACACACGGACGACAUUGGACUUGGCCAGCACUAUGAGAACAUACAAACCAGAGUCACACUUAACAGUCUACAUAGCAGCCACAUGAACAACGCGGCUCAAGCUGCGACUUUGAUAACGCAGCUUUACCCGGCUGUGGGUCAGAUCACCAGCCCCUAUGAGCAGCAGCCCGUCAAGGACCUCAACAAGUACGCCACGCUCAAGGCAGUGGCAGAGAAAGCGAAUGACAGCUUCUACAGCAACCGGCACCAAGUGAUCGAGAUGACAACCAAGGGCAGCCUUCCCAUGGAAGCUGUGGAUAUGGAGCCAGAGCCGAGUAAUCCUUACAGCUCACCCAGACAGCUGUCUGCAAAGCAGAACGGACACAAGUACAAAAGCUCCAGGAGCCACAGCUCGCAGUUGCUGUCCUACGGCUCCAACACCGCUGCCAGCCCGGGGGUGCUAAGGUCCUGGGAGAGCAAGGACAUGAUGGGACUCCGACAGAGCUACGGAUCAAAUAAACUCUGCUUCAUAGAGAAGGAGCUGCACACCACUCGCUACAUGCCUCCACAACCAUACUUUGUCACCAACAGCAAGACAGAAGUGACAGUAUGAGGGAUUGUGUAAGCGUCAGGCUGGACCUCAGUCUGCUUUAAAGAGGCGGUAGCUGCUGUGGGUGGUGUGGUAGGAAAGCAGCAUGGACCGAAGUAUGUGCCGUUGUGCAUGUGAGUGAUGAGCAGCAUUUAAGACGCCACCUCAAGGUGAGGCACUGCAACAGGACUCGGUAUCAGUCCCUGUUCCUCAGGAGGGCACCGUGAUGAACAGGUCAUCGAUAUUCAUAUAAUCCAACUGCUAAAAACACAAACGUUACUCCUAUACAUGUAUCCCAUCAGUACACACCGAGAUAUCAAUGGACCCUAACAUUUAAGUAGAUCAUUUUUGAUUAAAUCCACAUUUCUUAUUUAUCUAAUCAAGGUUGAGCGGUUAAUUGGGUUAAUUAACAAAAUAACUCUGGCACUGCUACACUGCUAAGUGUUGGAUCAAGAUGACACAUUUGAGUUAGUUUUAAACCAACCAACAUGUGUCGUGUUUACCGUUUCAUUUCUAAGUUGAUGUGCAGAGGACGCCAGGGCAUUCCUGAGCAGAUGAUACCGAGGAUGAGGAGAGAGACACGUUUCUAAUAAUGGCUUUUUGUGGGACAACGGCUGCUCGUCCUGCACAGAGGUGUGUGUGUGUGUGGAUCUAUAGAGACGUAAAAGCCACAUGAAUUCUGAUACGACUGUACAGACAUAUUGCAAAAAAACUGAUUUAGGACCAGAUCAAUGGAAACGAUCAGGUUCCAUAGUGUGUACUGUUCAAACUUAUGAAUAAAAACACCAAUCUGACAUAUACACAUAAAAGAAAAUCUGAUUUAGGCUGACUGUUGCCUGCAGUUGGAACAUAAAGACAAUAAGCUCUCAAUAAUCCUCCAACGCUAACUUAAAAACAUGAGCGAUAUCUUCGGAUGGCCAUGAAUAUCACUGAGACAUACAUGUUGUUAUUCAGGUUUGUUUCCGCUCUGCAUCCGUUUUUGGAGCGAUUCAUAAGUUUAUCAUUCAGUAUUUCUAAAAUAUAGAAGAAUCAAGUCUGUGAAAGUGUUACCGUUGACCUAAAGGACUUAAUAUACAUUAACAAGUCCAUUUACAUUGUGAAUGUAAUGUCCCUUUUUAAAGUGAAACCUUCCAAAUGCAAACCGAGUCCCUGCCAACAGAUGAUGACGAGGAGAAGUAGCAGCAGUGUUGAGCCGGUGUCGUGUUGGUGUAAUAGUGCCUCUCAUUAGUACCAGCAUGUGUGUGCUUAUCCUAGAGGAUAUUGUAGAUGAAGCCCCAGUAUUAGAAGGGUCUUAGUGAUCCAUUAUGUCCAAAAGCAAAAGUCCUUUUCAGUGUGAAGAUGGAGGCUCAGAGCUUUUAUUAAAAAACUAUGAUUUCAUUCCAAAUCUCACAUUUAUUGAAUGUAUCUGGACGGGACAGUGUGGAGCGAGUGUUUCAAGGUUCUUCUGUCAGGAUGAAUGUAAAACAGUUACAUGGACGCUACAAAGAGUGUUGUGUUGUCGGCCUACUAACAUUUAAUAACUUUCCAAACUGUUGUUCUUCUGACUUGAUGGGAAUUUUCCCAGCCGGGAACUCAUUUUUACAGAUUAUUCCAACACCACUUGAAUGCAGCACAAACUCUCUCAUUGUUAACGAAAGUAAAACUUAGAUUUUGUAUCCGCAUGCUGCACCCUUUCUACAAAAGGUGUCAGUGUCGGCGGCGGUAAUAAUAAAUGACGUAUAAACAGUGUUUUUGUCUGAUGGACCCGAGCGACUUACUACAUGAACAUAAUUACCUGCUGUUGUGGUAUUUUAAUUAACUGUUAAACAUGUUUUAAUAUUAGUCACCACUUCUUAACUCAGCUAAAGCACAAAGAACCCAUUGAAAGGGAACAUUCAUGACGCUCUUGGUAACAUGUUUUUAAUAAACAAAAGGUUCUCUGAUGCAAUUAAUCAUUUAUUUCACUGAUUUCGCAGCCAAGCCAUGUAAAAAAGAUGCUCACGCCUGCAGGUCUUACUCAUGCCGCUGACUAUUUCUAGCAGCCGAAGACAAAGCUGCACUCAUAAUACACACAAGUGGAAAGUGGGCACUGAUGGUACAGUAUAGGUGUAUUUAUGUAUCAUCAAGUCGUAGCCGUUAAUAUUCUCACAGACGGUAUGCACUAUUUUACUAAAUAUGCAGAUCUCGUGCACCUAACUGUCCGUUCACGUAGAUAAUCCACUCAGUGUUUCACAGUUAUAUGAAAUGUGUUGCUCACACUUUCCAAACUAAACUAUUCAUUCAGCGGAGACGUUUAUUCAUGCAAACAAUGUUGUACAGUGACCAUUCAACACUUGUGUUUUUGUGAAUGCAAAUUGUUUAAUUUUGUUCCUCAAAAGAUGCUGAAAUCAGUGUCACUAAGCUGCAGAGCACAUGUACACAUGCCGACUGUAAUACUGCCAGGUAAAGACAGGUGUAUAAUAUCUAGCUUUGCAACACAGCAGCAAUGUUAUAUGUUGGUGACGUUGAAAGGAAACUCUGUAAGAAUAUGUUAACUAACGUUUUAAUGAAUGUUAUGCGUCUUUAUGUGCAAUACAAAGUUGUUUUGGCUCAAGAUGCUCUGUUAACUAUAUUCAUUUGUAUUUGUACAUUUCACGUCCUACAUUCAGUUAUUGAACAUGUUUCCAGUGUCCUGCAAAAAACCUUGAAUCUCUGAAAUGCAAAAUGUGUUGUAUUGAAUUAUAUGAAAUGACAGUUUCAUUGUUUUAUUGUUAUAGUUUCAGUGCAGUCUGGUACGUCGAUACAAGGUUUCUGCAGGAUGCAACUUAUCUUCAUGUGUUAGAUACAACCAUCCAAAUGUAGCAAAGCUUGUACAAAGAAACGGCAACGAUACAACUGUAGCACGAUGUUAGUGGACUCACGUACCGUCCAGCUGGCCGGUAAACAACGUCAGUACAGCUUUAAGCAUUUCGUUUAACAGACUUUCUUUUGACCUAAAUAUUUGUCUGAUGGAAGAGUCGUGUAGAUGCAUGUAAAUCACAAGAACUACAUUUCCACAGAUGUAAUUGAUCUGUGGCGUCUUUAGUGCUUAAUAAACCUCUUUUGUUGUUUAUUUACUUCCCUUUAAAUUUGGAUUCUGGCUCAA
This is a messenger RNA of Cottoperca gobio, 4447 nucleotides long. RefSeq names its product shisa family member 9b (gene shisa9b). The transcript is spliced from 4 exons. Gene Ontology annotation, cellular component: postsynaptic density; postsynaptic membrane; dendritic spine membrane. Bases 232 to 1368 code for a protein of 378 amino acids. Gene Ontology annotation, biological process: regulation of short-term neuronal synaptic plasticity; regulation of AMPA receptor activity. Lineage: Eukaryota; Metazoa; Chordata; Actinopteri; Perciformes; Bovichtidae. The record is from RefSeq and is a predicted model, not a curated record.